AUGAAUCCGACUUCCUACAGUGUCGAGUCUCUCUUUCGAGUUGAUGGCCUCGUUGCCGUCAUUACUGGGGGAGGCUCUGGCCUGGGUAGAAUCACAGCCCACGCCCUCGCCGUCAACGGGGCCAAGGCAGUCUACGUGCUCGGACGACGAGAAGAUGCCCUGAUAGCCACACGAGAUAGCUCUCCAAAGCCAGAGGCCAUACGACCUGUUGUCUGCGACGUGACGAGCAAGGACGCGCUCAAGGCAGCUGCUGACCGAGUCCAGGCAGAGCUGGGCUACUGCAAUGUCGUGUUCGCAAACAGCGGCAUCAUCACGGCUGAUAAUUCGGACUUGGUCAAGAACAUUGACAGCCUCGAUCUCAAGGCUAUCCAGGAGAGUCUCUGGACGUACAGCAUGGAGGAGUUUACGCAGUCGUUUCACGUUAAUGCCACGGCUGUCUUCUACACUGCCCUUGCGUUUCUGCAACUGCUCGACGAGGGAAACAAGAGAGCCGUUAUUCCACAAAAGUCUCAGAUUAUCGUUACGGGUUCUGUCGCGACCUUUGCUCGUCUCCCUAAGGCUGGUUUUGCUCACGGCAGCAGCAAGGCAGCAGCAGUACAGUUGGCCAAGCAGCUCGCGACGCUGCUGGCACCGCACAAGAUCAGAGUCAACUCGAUCGCGCCUGGGCUGUAUCCGAGCCAAAUAACCGAGCGAGACAUCAAAGCUUCCACCUCGGAAAUUCGCGUGGAGGGCAGCUUGCCAGGAUCCUUUAUCCCUCUGGCGAGGAUGGGCACCGAGGAAGAGUUCGCUGGGGCGAUGCUAUUCUUGACGAGCAAGGCGGGAGGAUACGUGGACGGGAGUGUGCUGCUGACGGAUGGAGGCCGCUUGAGCAUCGCGACUUCGACAUACUGA
Molecule: messenger RNA, 891 nt
Organism: Trichoderma reesei QM6a
Lineage: Eukaryota; Fungi; Ascomycota; Sordariomycetes; Hypocreales; Hypocreaceae
Exons: 1
Coding region: 1-891 (296 amino acids)
Source: RefSeq, a predicted model, not a curated record